Talaromyces amestolkiae is the source of this 933-nucleotide messenger RNA. RefSeq lists its product as uncharacterized. The transcript has a single exon. Bases 1 to 933 code for a protein of 310 amino acids. NCBI's taxonomy places the organism in Eukaryota, Fungi, Ascomycota, Eurotiomycetes, Eurotiales, Trichocomaceae. The record is from RefSeq and is a predicted model, not a curated record.
AUGGCCGCCCUGGAAGCUGAACUCAGCAAGCUCACUCUUUCGAGUCCUUCCGAGGACAAAGGGAAACAGAAGGAGAAGGAGAGAAAUGACCGUUACAACACGGAUGACGAGGAUUUCGACGAUGAACCUAGGGAAAUCCCGCCUUUCAGAUUUUUCGACCUACCUUCGGAAAUCCGUUUGAAGGUGUAUGAAUACGUGCUAUUCGGAGAAACGAAGAGGAAAGGACCACCGCGCACAAAUGGCAACGCGGGCUCGUCACGCAAAAAUAAAAUUCCAGCGCCCUUGUCCCAUCGACUUUCCCUUUUUCUUUCGUCGCGACGCAUCCAUGGCGAAGCCUCGGUUCUGUUCUACUCUGUGCAAACAUUCCGCGUUUUUCAGAUCCAGGAUUACUCUAAACAACCUACGCUAAUCAGCCUUGCGCCGUCUUACCGACCACUUAUAAAAAAGAUUGAACUCAUCCUAGGAUCAAGCUGGACCGCACCUCCAAAGUCAUGGAAAGUCACGAAGCACCUUGGCUUGACGGAAAUGACGGGUGUUCGGACAUUGAAGAUCUUUAUCCAGUGCGAUCCAUCGCAUCCUGUCUUUGAGGGGUUCCGAGUUUCUUCGGACUUUUAUACUGGAUUCGCCGGGGGUUUGGUGCAGAAGAUCCUGGAACAGUUGCCGAAUUUGGAACAGGUUGAGUUUGACGCUUGGCCGUCGGUGCAAAAAAGUGGUCCUUUGAUGAGACGCUUGCUUUCCGAGGUAAGGGCCACGAAUGUAAAUAUUCACUGGGGACCUGAGCGUGGAUGGAAUGAUUGGGAAGAUGAAGAUUGGAAUGCUCCUGCAAGCAAACCGGUGGCCGUCAGCGGACAUAAGAGUUCCGUGCCCGUCACUUUUAGGAACCAUGUAUCGGCUACGGGCAUAACGACAGUCUCUCUUCAUAUUGACAGCUAA